Molecule: messenger RNA, 5373 nt
Organism: Vespa mandarinia (Asian giant hornet)
Lineage: Eukaryota; Metazoa; Arthropoda; Insecta; Hymenoptera; Vespidae
Gene: Top1
Product: DNA topoisomerase 1
Biological process (GO): DNA topological change; DNA replication; chromosome segregation
Cellular component (GO): chromosome; nucleolus
Molecular function (GO): DNA binding; DNA topoisomerase type I (single strand cut, ATP-independent) activity
Source: RefSeq, a predicted model, not a curated record
GCAAUGACGCAUUUUUGAUACUUAACCGUUGCUGUGUCUUGCUCUUCUAUGCUAGUGAGGACUCUGUAGACAAAGUCACGCACGAAACAUAUAGUUGUAGCCGAGUCAGUACUCUGUGUGAGUGCGUUCCCGGUGCUCUUCUCGCUUCUGUUAGGUCUCGCGCUGCCAGAGUCUAUCAGCCGUAAGCUUCGAUACGGCAAGAAAUGGAUCUCGAGCAGCCGAUAUCGGAAACAAAUUCCAAUCUGGAAAGACGGUCGAAGGAAAACAGUAGCGUUGUGGGUAAUCAUAAUGGAGGCAAACAGUCGAGUUCCGAUGCGACGAGAAGCGAACGGACCAACUUAUCCUGCCAACGACCCAAGCGCUCGGACACGUGUUUCCACUCUGAGGAAGCCUUCGAAACUUACAAUUUUUAUAUCGAAGAUAUGCUCAUAUGAAUGGCAUGUCUAAUGGAUUUGAUAGGAAAAGGGAACAUAAAUCUGAACAUAAAGAUAAGGAAAAGGAGCGAUCUCAUAAGUCAGAACAUAGGGAUAAAGACAGAAGUAAAGAAAAAGAAAAAAGUCACAAAAGUGAUCACAGGGAGAAGGAUAAAGACAGGCAUAGACAUAGUUCUAGUUCCUCCAAAGAUAAGGAAAAGCAUGAUAGUAGCAGUAGUAGCAAGGAUAAAGACAGGGAGAAAAAAAGUGGUUCAUCAACGAGCAAAGAAAAAGAUCAUAAGCAUAGUGGGUCGUCAUCUAGUAAAGAUAAAGAAAAAGACAGAAGUAAAGAUAAGGAUCAUCAUCAUAAAUCUAGUUCGAGUUCAAAAGAAAAAGACAGAUAUCAUAAUGUUUCCAAGGAUAAAGAGAGCUCCAAUAAAGAUAAAGAAAGUUCAAGAAGCAAAGAGAAGGAUAAGCAUAGGCAUAAUUCAUUGAGUUCAAAUUCUCGUGAGAAGGAUAAAGACAGAGAUUCUGCAAAGGAUAAAGAAAAAGAUAAAAAACAUUCAUCGGAAAAGGAUAAAGAAAGACAUUCCAGUUCUCAUUCUGGAGACAAAGAGAAACAUCGUUCUUCUGAUAGAGAAAAGGAUAAACAUAGUUCAUCAACUAAGGAUAAACAUCGUCAUGAAAAAGAUAAAGAUCGUCAUAGGCACGAGAAAGAAAAAUCUAAACACCGAGAAGAAAGAGAUAAAAAGGAGAAAGAAAAAGAUGAAGUUAGAAAUAAAGAAGAUGUAGAAGUAAAACCCAAUCAUCUUAUAAAUGAAAGUUUUUGUUAUAAUCAUGAUAUAAAACCAGACAUAAAAGAGGAACAAAUAUCUCAAAUGGAGCAAGAUGAUGAUGAUGAUGAUAGUGGUGAAGAACCACAUCUUUUUAUCAAGGAAGAAGAUGAGGAUGAACCUAUUAAAGAUGAAGCUAGUAUGGAUUCAACAGAUGGAAAUGACACAAGACUCUCAGACCUUCAUAAUACAACUCUUAAAACUGAAGAAGAAUCUGAGGAAGAUGUACCAUUGUUUGCAAGAUCAAUGUCCACACCAAAUGUUAAAAGAAAAGUUGAAUCAGAUGAUGAAGAAGAACUUCCACUCUCUACCCGCAAAAAAACCAAGAAAACUGGUUCAAAGAUAAAAAGAAAGAAACGGAAACAUGAAGACGAAGAAUCUGAAGUAGAUGAGAAACCAAAGAAGAAAAGUAAUAAACCUAUAAAAGGCGAAACAACUAGUCCUAGAAAGAAAAAGCAAGAAGAUGAACAAGAUGUUUGGAAAUGGUGGGAAGAAGAAAAGAAAAAUGAUGGAACAAAAUGGACUUUUCUGGAACACAAAGGACCAGUUUUUGCACCUCCAUAUGAACCACUUCCUCCUAGUGUUAAAUUUUAUUAUAAUAAUAAAGAAAUGAAAUUAAGUGAAGGUGCAGAAGAAGUUGCAACAUUUUAUGCACGCAUGUUGGAUCAUGAUUAUACGACCAAGGAAGCGUUUAAUAACAAUUUCUUUCAUGAUUGGCGAGAAGUAAUGACAGAAUCUGAAAGAAAUAAAAUUGUUGAUUUGAGUAAAUGUAAUUUUAAAGAACUACAUGCAUAUUUUGUUCAGAAAAGUGAAGAAAGAAAAGCAAUGUCGAAAGAAGAAAAAAAGAAAAUAAAAGAGCAAAACGAGGAAAUUCAAAAAGAAUAUGGUUUCUGUAUUAUUGAUGGGCAUAAAGAAAAAAUAGGUAAUUUUAAAAUAGAACCUCCAGGACUUUUUAGAGGUCGGGGAGAACAUCCAAAAAUGGGGAAGUUAAAAAAGAGAGUUUUGCCUGAAGAUGUUCUUAUUAAUUGUUCGAAAGAUUCUAAUAUUCCGAAACCACCAGAUGGCCAUAAGUGGAAGGAAAUUAGACACGAUCCUAAUGUAACUUGGUUGGCUUCUUGGACAGAAAAUAUCCAAGGACAAGUUAAGUAUGUUAUGCUUAAUCCUUCAAGUAAGUUGAAAGGUGAAAAAGAUUGGCAAAAGUAUGAAACUGCAAGAAAAUUAGCAGCAUCAAUUGAUAAAAUUCGUGCAGAAUAUAGAGAAGACUGGAAAAGCAAAGAAAUGCGUAUUAGACAAAGAGCUGUAGCUUUAUAUUUUAUUGAUAAGUUAGCACUUAGAGCUGGUAAUGAGAAAGAUGAAGAUCAAGCAGAUACUGUAGGUUGCUGUUCUCUGCGUGUUGAGCAUAUCACAUUGCAUGAACAAAAAGAUGGAAAAGAAUAUGUAGUUGUAUUUGAUUUCUUAGGUAAAGAUUCUAUAAGAUAUUAUAACGAAGUGCCAGUAGAAAAACGAGUUUUCAAAAAUCUGCAAUUAUUCAUGGAAAAUAAAUCUCCUAAUGAUGAUUUAUUUGAUCGACUGAACACUACAGUCAUGAAUAAACAUCUGAAUGAAUUAAUGGAAGGUCUUACUGCUAAAGUAUUUAGGACAUACAAUGCAUCAUGGACGUUGCAACAACAAUUAGAUAAGCUAACAAAUCCUGAUGACACAGAAGCAGAAAAAAUUUUGGCAUAUAAUAGAGCUAAUAGAGCUGUUGCUAUAUUAUGUAAUCAUCAACGUUCUGUGCCAAAAACGCAUGCAAAAUCUAUGGAAAAUUUAAAAGCAAAAAUAGAGGCUAAAAAAGAAGCUAUAACUGAAGCAGAAUUACAAGUAAAAGAUGCAAAACGUGAUGCGAAACAUGGUUCAAUUAAAGAAAAAGUUGUUUAUGAGAAGAAAAAGAAAACAUUAGAACGUUUGAAGGAACAAUUGACGAAAUUAGAGGUUCAAGCAACUGAUAGAGAAGAAAAUAAAGAAAUUGCAUUAGGAACCUCUAAACUUAAUUAUUUAGAUCCAAGAAUUUCUGUUGCAUGGUGCAAGAAACAUAAUGUCCCAAUCGAAAAAAUUUAUAAUAAAACUCAAAGGGAUAAAUUCAGAUGGGCGAUAGACAUGGCUGGACCAGACUAUGUCUUUUAACCCCAUAAAACACUGCUUUUAUGUAACGACAUAUUUUUCGUUAAGAGUAUUUAGUGAAUUUCUGUUUUAUUAGGGAAAUACAAGAAUGAUAUAAUUUUUUGUAUUUACAUAAAUAAAUAUAAGAACGGCUGGACACAUUUUAUAUAGAAUAUUAAAAUUGUAGUGAGGAGACUUGAUAUUCAGUAUAUAAUUAAUACUUAAUAGCAGUAUCAAAUCGAUCGCCUGGCAAUCAUGCAUAAAAAUUUUAGCGAUCGUUGUAUAUCUGCGUAUAGCGUUCAAUUAGUCUCGUAAAUAAUCAAGAAAAAUGAAUAGUUUGAUAAAUAAAAAAGUAAGAUAUAUUAGGUGACAAUUUCUUAUGCGUGUGAAUUAGACAAAUAUCAAAUUUGUGCGGAGUCUAAAUUUAGAGGAUAUUUCGGAUGCUUUUAUAAGAUAAUCUUCUUUUAACCUCUAAGUUUAGAUAAAUAUUUUAUGUAUGGGCUGUAGCACUGUAAAUAGUAUAUUGUCGAAAAUGUUGACAGCCACAAUUAAUUAAGUGCAUCAAACUUAUGUAAAUGCAGCUAUCAAAUAGACAAUUUAUAUUUCUUUUCUUCAUUUGAUUUUUUUGUACAUAUAUAAUAAUGUCAUUUCAAGUCAUUAACAUUUUCUCAUUAUAAAUUAGAAAAGUAGACUUUAGUAGAACAAGCUAAUUUUUUUGGUAUAAAUAACAUUUAGAACGCAAAAUUGCUCUGCAAACACGAUUUGCAUAUAAUCCCUUAAAGAAACUAUUGGUAUGGCGAUCUAUUUAAAUAAAUUAUCGCUUUUGCGAUCUAUGUUUUAUAAAAAAGAAAAAAAGAAAAAAACGUAGAUUAUCAUAAAUGUGAACAUAAUGUAUGCCUGUAUGAUUAAUUUUUCACAUCAUUUGUAUACGUGAUAACAUUAUGCACAAUGGUGACAAUGAUUCUAGAAAAUACAUUGACUGCAAUGCAUGAAAACAUUAUUUAUACUUCAUAGUCCAUUGACAAAAAUAAGUUUUACUAUUUAACGUUGGAAGUGUUCUUUUCACGUGACCUAAUAUAGUUAAGUGACACUGUGUAUUUACAUAUACAUAAAUAUAGCAUAUAUGUGUCACCACUCAUAUUUUACAAGAUUAUAUUGUAAAACGUCAUGUUUUCAUACUUAUUUGUAUUAAAAAAAAUUCCAUAAUUUAAACUUGAUAGAUGUUGAUAUCUGGAUAACAGAUAAUGGGACUCAAGUAAUGACGAUUGUAAAAGACUAUUUCUUAAUUGUUUUGAUGAAAAGAGCAUCUCAUUUAAAUAGAGUUGAUAUAGGACUAAUUAUCUCAAUAUUUUUUCCUUUUAAACACAAUUAAACAAAGUUAGUUAUUUAUAAUUUAUCUAAGCAGCAAAUUGCAAUAUACAAAUGGUAUUAUGUGGAAUAAAUGGAACAAUUUUGCAAAUUCCUAUUUUAAGAAGUGUGGCAAUGUGUCAAUAUAUAUCUUAAAUAUAUAGGAAAUAUUUUCUCAAUUUAAGUAACUAUGUAUUAGCAAUUCUGACUUUGCAGAACUGCCAAUUUAUUUGUUAAUUACAUAUUAAUUAGUCUGUUAAGUCAUACAUAACAGUUUCUCGAAGUACAUGUACAUUCUAUCGUUCUUAUAUUUAAUCAUUAUAUUUAAUCAUUAAUUGCACAUUUAGAUAGUAACUGUUUAUGCGUUAUUUUGUAUUUAAUGUCAUCAAGUAUAAGGAUUCUUUUUAAUAUAAUAUUAAAUAGAGAGAGGGACUGCUUAUGUACACUUCAGACUAAAAUAUUUCUUUAGAUUAAUUUGUAUAUGAAUAUAGAUAAUAUUAUAUUACUUAAUCAUAGAUGUUGGAAAAAAAUUGCAAUAUAGAAGACACUGUCAGGACAAAUUAUAAAAUGCAAUCAGUGUAUAGAUUUCCGAUUCUAUGUACACAAUAAUAUAUAAUAUAAAAUUUUUAACUUUUACAAAA